This is a messenger RNA of Micropterus salmoides (largemouth bass), 1321 nucleotides long. RefSeq names its product extracellular superoxide dismutase [Cu-Zn]-like. The record is from RefSeq and is a predicted model, not a curated record. Bases 263 to 913 code for a protein of 216 amino acids. Lineage: Eukaryota; Metazoa; Chordata; Actinopteri; Centrarchiformes; Centrarchidae. Gene Ontology annotation, biological process: removal of superoxide radicals. The transcript is spliced from 2 exons. Gene Ontology annotation, molecular function: superoxide dismutase activity; copper ion binding.
AAACAGGCCCCUAGAACAACAUGAGCUGAAGAAAUACAUGCUCAGAUUGAGAGACAACAAGGGCAAGUAAACACUAGCAUACACACAUACCCUGGAGACCUCUGCGCCUCCUUCUGAAAACAACGCCUACUGACACGCUCACAGGCAGCAAGAUCUUUAUGAAACAUUACAGCGAGACUCGUCUGACGAUCAACGCUGAGCAGCUUAUCCAGAGUGAAUAGCUUAAAGGUGGGGGUUUUGCAGCGGUUUGUUUAUCCUGACAAUGCGUCCACACGGGUCAAAAAGCGUAUUGGGAGUAGCAAUGUUGGUUCUGCUGGCAGGCUGUCAACAAUGUGUCUCAGCUGACAGUGAUACUUUGGCUCCACCAGAGGUCUCACAGCACAAUGGCACUCUGUAUGCAGCCUGCAAAAUGAGGCCCAGCACCUCACUACCUGAGGGUCUGCCCAAAGUGUACGGUCAGGCGCUGUUUAAGCAGGAUUAUCCUCAGGGAAAACUCAAAGUCCUUCUUCGGUUCAGUGGUUUCCCCAGAGAGGGUGAUGCAGAGCCCAGAGCGGUGCACAUCCAUCAGUACGGAGACCUGAGCCAGGGGUGUGACUCCACUGGCGGCCACUACAAUCCACAUGGUGUAAAUCACCCCUACCAUCCUGGAGACUUUGGUAACUUUGAGCCCCAGCAAGGAAAAAUCACUGCAGCGAUAGAAUCUGAGGCAACACUGUUUGGAGGGAUGUCUGCGAUUGGAAGAGCAGUGGUGCUCCAUGAAAAGAUAGAUGACUUGGGUCAAGGUGGAGACGCUGGGAGCCUUCUGCAUGGAAACGCAGGCCGGAGGCUUGGCUGCUGCAUUAUUGGGAUUUCCUCCCCCAAACUCUGGAAUAUGCACAGUAAGCUGUACAAUAGGCAGCUGACAAGAAAUUAGUCUUACAGUAGUGGCAUAUACUGCAGGUCAGCUUACUGAUUUACCCCUUUGUGUUCAUUGUGCUCCUUGAAUGAUACCAAGAAAAAUCAGUGACUCCCAACAAAUCCCCAUUCUCCAAACAUUCUGGUCUGGGCCAACUUAGUUAAUGUACUUACAGUUACUAAGAAUAAAAUAUAAUGAUUCAGAUGCUACAUAUUUUUAGCCAUUUAGUUUUGCUAGAGGUGCAUUUAGUUGGUCGGUCCACCACUUUGAUCCAGAUUAAAUACUUUUAUAACUACUGUAUAGGGCUGGGCGAUAUGGCCAAAAAUGUUAUCAUGAUAAACUGUUCCAUGUCUUUCGAUAUCGAUAAUUAUCACGAUAAGUAUCAAAUCGUUAUUUCUCUAAAGCUUAAAGGCUGAUUUUUGCUCC